UAUCUAAAUAGGUCGGAAUUUUGAAAACCCACGUCAUUAUACGAAGAGCAAGGAUUUAGAAAGGAGGAUAUUUUUGAUGAAUACGACAUAGGCAACUUAUAUACCAAUACUAGCAGUAUUGCAGGAAAAGUUUGAUAUCCAUUUUAGUAAAACUGUGUAUCCGGAAAACACGCAGUACAAUGGCCAAUACAUAUGUUGUUAUUGCUGCAUCGGUUUUUUUCUGCAUUGGAUUAAUUGGAAAUUCUAUCACCGUGUGUUUUGUUGCUGUAUCCAAACGGCUGCACACUCCGACAUACGUCCUGAUUGGAUGCCUAGCAGUGUCUGACGUACUCGCCUCUGUGACGCGAUUUGCUCAAAUAUUUGUCAAAUCUCUUUUCAAAGAAUAUUCACACGGAUAUAUAUAUGGGAUAUUCACCUUUUUAUUUCUUCACUCGGCAUUUUUCCACAUGGUGUUAGUAUCAUAUGUACGUUUUGUUUUCAUUACAAAUCCUCUGCACAGUUUGAUACUGACUUGUAAAAAAAUUCUGUUGAAGUCUUUUGCCGUUUGGAUAAGCUCUAUUGUCGUUUCCAUCGGAUAUGGAACAGUUAUAGUGCUAAUGCUCAUGAACAUAAUAUCUUUGAAAACAGCAGUUUUUGCUGAUGUUGGAUUUGCUUUGUAUGUUAGUGGAUUACCAUUUAUUAUUGUAGUUGUUUUUAAUGUUCAAAAGCUGUAUUAUCUGUAUAACCAAACAGCUUUGGUUCGACGAACCAGAAUAGCAAAUUCGAUGUCUGUGAUGUUUUGGAUUAUCAUUGUAAUUUAUCUCCUUAGCACAAUAUAUCCUUUAAUUUACGUAAUUGAAUUUGGAUUGUUAAAUAGUUCACUUCUUGAUAUAAACUUAGACUUAGUUCAUGAUAUGUUUUCUUUUUCGUUGCUUGUCAAUACUUGUUUGAAUCCUUUGAUAUAUUUCAUGUUUUCACCCCCUGUUUUAAGAGUUCUAUCCCGAUUAAAAAAUGUUGUAAUUAUGGCACAGAUCGUCGCAUAAGCAAUCCUAGAUCGUGUCCGCAAGUGAAAUGGGUUGGUGAACUAUUUUUUACCUUAACCAUCUGAUGUCACUUCUCUCUGGUUUUUGUGACUUACGUCAUGAAAAAAAAUCGUUUUCGUUCUAAAAAAGUCGGUGAUAGUUUAAAGUUUAAUAAUGGUUCUGCUGAUUCUAACGCCGAGAGUAUGUAGCUCCAUGUCUGCAAAAAAUUCUAAUGAAGGACAUACACGCUACUUUUGUUUCUUGUUAAAAAGUUGCAAUUAACAACGCACUUAAAUUUGCGCUAAUUUUUGACUGUUUAAGCUUAUUUCAACAUGUAAAUUGCAACGUUUUAACUCGUAUUGAGUUUUAACUCCAAUACCGUACAUCCAUUAUCUAGACUGCGAGCUACAGACCCGCAGCUAAACAUUUUAUAGACCUAACAAUAUUGCACAAUAUAUUUUUUUUAUCAUUAAUAAUAUAUAUAACAGUCAUUUAAAUGUUAGCUUGUAAAAGAAGAAUAAUGACGGAGUUUAAUUGCUUUUUU
Molecule: messenger RNA, 1545 nt
Organism: Magallana angulata
Lineage: Eukaryota; Metazoa; Mollusca; Bivalvia; Ostreida; Ostreidae
Product: olfactory receptor 52B6-like
Exons: 2
Coding region: 180-1022 (280 amino acids)
Biological process (GO): G protein-coupled receptor signaling pathway
Cellular component (GO): membrane
Molecular function (GO): trace-amine receptor activity
Source: RefSeq, a predicted model, not a curated record